AUGCCGCCCCGAACGAGAGCGGGGGUUCAAAGCCAGAAACAAAAGGAAAAGCUUGCGAGCUCCUACAAUGAACUUCUCGAGGAGUUCUCGUCCAAGGAUCUCCGGAGUGUAGGCAACUAUACGCUGGGAAGGCUCAUUGGAAAGGGAUCCUUUGGCAAGGUCUACCUCGCGUCACACAAGCUCACCAAUGGCUCCAAGGUCGUGCUCAAGUCCUCCAGCAAGGAGGACACGAACCUCGUGCGCGAGAUCCAUCACCAUCGCCAAUUCCUCCAUCCCCAUAUUGCGCGGCUAUACGAAGUGGUGGUGACCGAGAGUCUGGUCUGGCUAGUGUUGGAAUAUUGUCCUGGUGACGAACUUUAUAAUUACCUCCUUCGCCACGGCCCGUUACCGGUAGAGAAAGUGAAGCGGAUCUUCACACAAUUGGUGGGAGCCGUAGCGUAUGUCCACAGCAAGUCCUGUGUUCAUCGUGACCUCAAGUUGGAGAAUAUCCUUUUGGACAAGCAGGAAAAUGUGAAGCUGUGCGAUUUCGGAUUUACGCGCGAAUACGAAGGAAAGGCCAGCUAUUUGCAGACCUUUUGUGGGACGAUAUGCUACAGUGCACCAGAGAUGCUGAAGGGGGAGAAAUAUGCCGGGGAGAAGGUGGAUGUUUGGAGUUUGGGAAUCAUCCUCUAUGCGCUGCUUGCUGGCGAGCUGCCAUACGAUGACGACGACGACCAGGUCACAAAAAGGCGGAUUUUGGCAGAGGAGCCCACGUACAAUGACAAGUUUCCAGAUGAUGCCAAGGCAUUGAUCAACCUGCUGCUGUCGAAAAGGCCAUUGAUCCGGCCAAGUCUAGAUGAGAUUCUGGCGCAUCCUUUUCUCUCUGAACAUGCCCCUGAACAGCUUGCUAUAUUGAAGAUCCCACGGCCUUCGCCAUUCACCACGCCGUUAGAGAAAACUACCUUGCAGCGGAUGAAGAGUGCCGGCGUCAACAUCGACGAAGUUAUUGAGAAUGUUCUAGCUCAGCGCUGUGACCCAUUGGCUGGAUGGUGGGCGUUGCUGAUUGAAAAAGAGCAGCGGAAAGAGCAAAAGAGAGAACGCAAGCGUCGCGAGCGAGAGGUUGACGCUAAGAAUCUGCGUCGUCUUAGCGCUGCUAGCAGUCGUUUGGAAAAGCGGUCAUCGGCUUUGAUGGAAGUCAAAGAGGAAGGUCAGGCAAACUUGGGAUUGCAUGAACGUGGAAGACGCGACAGACGAAGCUUACCAUCGCAACUGGCAGUUCCGGAACUUCCUGCGCUUCCUGAACCGCUACCGGUGUUCCCACCGGAGGCGACGACACCACCGUUGCCCGUUGAUAAAGAUUCCAUUCGAUCCCACGGUUCAUCACGACGCCGCCCAGUUCCUCCGCCCAAAGACCGACGUCGAUCCCGGCCCAGCAUGCUGCAUGUUAGUGCAUCGCAACCUGAGCUAACACAGCACCAUGGUAUCUUCCGACGUCGUACUAGUCGCCGCCAUCAGUACCCGAUACUCAGCCAGCUGGCCUCUCUUAAGCACUGGUUUGUGGAAUCCGCAAAACGAGCACGGUCUCCCCAUGCUAAAUCAGGCAACUCUCGCAAAUUGUUCUCUGAAAAGUCGAGUCCGGCCAAGAGUCAGGACACCGGGAAAAAGCCGGCGACUUUGUCGUCUCCGGCAAGUGAAAUUCCCGGGGAAGAAGUGGUGACACCAACCCAGAUCAAGCGAAUCUCCGGUGCCAGCAGUCUCGCUCCUAGCAGUGCUUCAUACCGCCAAAACCGACACUCCUACCCUCGUCAACCGCGUCCAUUGAACACCGGUCACUCAAGUCAUCGCAACUCUCUUUCACCUUCCCCCAUCACCCCACGCGGUUCCUAUCGGCGUUCAUCGGCCGGACUACGAGGACGCAAAUCCACGUCGUCCUCGGUUUCCUCAAUCCGCAGCAUUCACCACACUCGCGCCCACUCUAAGGCAUCAUCCAUCUCCUCUAAUAGCGUGGAUACUAUAUCAACACCAACUGCCAGAGCCUCAAAAUCACCCCACUCAUCCAUCAAGGUCCUGCCUACCACACCAGGUGCUUCUGCUCGUUUCCCUAGCAACAUUCGGUUGGUAAGAGGACCGGGUGGAGCACCUCGAGAACUGGCUGAUCACGAUCAAAUGCCUUCGGCGUUCAAUGAGGUGGCACCAUCACCAUUAUUGUACUCGCCUUCAUCCAGCCUGGUGUUUGCGCGACGCAAGCGAUCCGCGUUCAAGGGUCCCAUGAUCCACACAAGUAAUUUGAUGGGAGGCGGUGGAAUGGCCAGCUCACCUGUUCCCGGCCAGCCAGUCAACACCAGCGAGUCUAGUAUCCCGGCAGGCCGACCUGUGGCACGCAAGAGCCAAAUCAUCGAAGAAGAGGAAGACAUGGACGGAAUCGAAGAAGACGUCGAAGAAGAAGAAGAUGGUGAUGGGUUUGUCACUGAUCCUGGCACGCCAGGUGACCCCGUCAACCCAUAUGACCAGCUCACCGACACCACCCCGAGAGGCUCAAUUGACCAGGAGGCUGGAUCUCCCUCGGGUGAAAAAACGCCUCUUGCCCCUACGCCGGGUCUUGAAAAUAGCCCCCUUCGGCCUCCUCGUUCUUCUUCUCUGCGUUCGCCAACCGACGUUGCAGAGGACAAGAUCGGGACAGCCGAGUGA
Penicillium antarcticum is the source of this 2667-nucleotide messenger RNA. Its product is annotated as non-specific serine/threonine protein kinase. Gene Ontology annotation, molecular function: protein kinase activity; ATP binding. The transcript has 5 exons. Lineage: Eukaryota; Fungi; Ascomycota; Eurotiomycetes; Eurotiales; Aspergillaceae. Bases 1 to 2667 code for a protein of 888 amino acids. The record is from RefSeq and is a predicted model, not a curated record. Gene Ontology annotation, biological process: protein phosphorylation.